AUGACGUCUCGAAAGCGUUCGUCCGGCCUGCAGGGUGCCGACGACGCUCAGGCGAAGAAAGCCAAAGUGGGCUCUGACGGACCGACCACGGCUAAAACCGAUUCCAAUGGGGACCGAUACUGGGAGAUAUCCAAGAUGCGCCGCGUGACAAUCUCCACCUUCCACGAGAAGACUAUGAUCAAUGUGCGGGAGUACUAUGAAAAGAACGGAGAACAGCUCCCUGGCAAGAAGGGAAUUUCUAUGCCGAUCGAUCAGUUUGCUGCCCUCGUCGAACUUCUCCCCGAGCUCGAACAAGCCCUUCAACAGCAUGGUGAAGCUUUGCCCCGACCGACAUAUUCUGGUGCGGCAGGCCAAGUCUCCGGUGGUAAUGAUGAACACGACCAAUCUAGCAAGAGUCCCUCAAAGCAGAAUAUUGAGGCCACGAGUGAUGAGGAGAGCGAGGCGUAA
This is a messenger RNA of Penicillium argentinense, 447 nucleotides long. RefSeq names its product transcriptional coactivator p15/PC4 family protein. Lineage: Eukaryota; Fungi; Ascomycota; Eurotiomycetes; Eurotiales; Aspergillaceae. Bases 1 to 447 code for a protein of 148 amino acids. Gene Ontology annotation, molecular function: transcription coactivator activity; DNA binding. Gene Ontology annotation, biological process: positive regulation of transcription initiation by RNA polymerase II. The record is from RefSeq and is a predicted model, not a curated record. The transcript has 2 exons.